Messenger RNA from Rhinichthys klamathensis goyatoka, 1319 nucleotides. RefSeq names its product uracil DNA glycosylase a (gene unga). The coding region runs from base 98 to 1012 and encodes 304 amino acids. The record is from RefSeq and is a predicted model, not a curated record. NCBI's taxonomy places the organism in Eukaryota, Metazoa, Chordata, Actinopteri, Cypriniformes, Leuciscidae. Gene Ontology annotation, molecular function: uracil DNA N-glycosylase activity. The transcript has 7 exons. Gene Ontology annotation, cellular component: mitochondrion; nucleus. Gene Ontology annotation, biological process: base-excision repair; base-excision repair, AP site formation via deaminated base removal.
AUUGACGUCUGGCGGGAGUUAUAACUGCACGCACCCAUACCUCGAGUAUUGCUCUUUUAAAGUAUAUUUCGUUUAAAUAUUCAUUUUAUUUGCGGAAAUGAUUGGACAGAAAAGUAUUAAGUCGUUCUUUUCGCCAGCAUCCAAAAAAAGAAUCGACCGUGCUACCAAACGAUCAUGGAAUUCAACCAAAUACAUAAAAAUAUCGCCUCAGGGGAAAAAGCAAAAGUUGGAGAGCGAUGACGUCACGCGCUCAUCUUCAUCGCUGAGUCCUGAGCAACUUGAACGGAUCAACAAAAACAAAAAAGCGGCUCUGGAAAGGCUCUCUGAACACAAAACUGCUCCGGACGGGAUUGGAGAGAGUUGGAAGAAAGCUCUCAGUGCAGAAUUCGGAAAGAACUACUUUAAAUCAUUGAUGUCUUUUGUUGCUGAGGAGAGGAAAAAACACACCAUCUAUCCACCUGCACAUGAAGUUUUCUCCUGGACACGAACAUGUGACGUACAAGAUGUAAAGGUUGUGAUCCUUGGCCAGGACCCUUAUCAUGGGCCGAACCAGGCUCAUGGGCUUUGCUUCAGCGUUCAGAGACCUGUGCCACCUCCACCAAGCUUGGUGAACAUAUUCAAAGAACUGGCUUCAGACAUCGAAGGCUUUGAGCAACCCGGUCAUGGAGAUCUUACUGGAUGGGCAACCCAAGGAGUUCUGCUGCUGAAUGCUGUGCUGACUGUGCGCGCGCACCAGGCCAACUCUCACAAAGACAAGGGCUGGGAGAUCUUCACAGAUGCUGUGGUACACUGGCUCAGCACUAACAUGCAGGGUCUUGUUUUCAUUCUCUGGGGCUCAUAUGCUCAAAAGAAAGGGGCUGCGAUUAACAAGAAUCGACACCAUGUUCUGCAAGCCGUCCAUCCCUCGCCACUGUCUGCUCACCGUGGCUUCUUUGGAUGUAAACAUUUCUCAAAGACCAAUGAACUGCUGAAGAAGUCAGGAAAGAAGUCCAUAGACUGGAACGCUUUGUGAAGGUUUCCCUGUAUGGCCGAUUCAGUCGUGUAAGUCAGUGGAAUACUUUUUGUCCGGUUUUAAAAGUAACCUUUUUUUUUUCAUUUCCUGCUAAAAUCAGUGUGUUGGUUCUGAAUAUUUGUUCCUUUUUAAGUAAUUUUUUUCCCUUCUCGAAGAGUAUGUAUAUAGUUUAUUUUAAUUACUUUAUUGCUGUUCAUUUUCAUCUACUUUUCUGCAUUUAUCCCUUUUAUGUAGUCAUGUAAAACACUAACAAUGGUGAAUGUUUUCGUUUAUGCCUGUUAAUACAAUAAACUAUUUUUCUACUGAA